UUUGAAAACCGUUACAGCGUUUACCUUAUUUUGAAACGUACUACCGUUGCUGGCUUUACAUGUUAUCUAUAACCAAUAACGAAUUUCAGACCUGGACUCUAUUGCAAGCUGCUUUAGGUCCCUGAUAACUAAAUUUCCCCUAGUGUAAUUAUACGUGGUGUUGUCAUUUUAGGAGAGGAUGUACAAAACGCCUGUUUGAGCUGUAGGAUGCUGUACACCAAAGGCUGUCAGAGUCCACUGGACAAUCAACACGAUCUUCAGUCCAGUUGGAUUUUCAUUGCCGUCUAAAUGAAACCGAUUAACUAAAGGUUUAGCAUUUGCGGCAGUCUUCUUGGCUGGUUUAAAAGGAGUUUUGCACACUUUUCAGCUGGCCUGACUGAGAGACCAGCUAAACACCUGCUUGGCCAUGGUUGUGCACAAGAAGAUGAAAGCUAACAUGUUAAAGAAAAAAAAGAAAAUAACCAAACUGCUGCAAAAUGUUGAUAAAGAGCCAUUGCCAUCAAAUAGUGAUGGCAUCAGUAUCGACACGGAUAAAACAAAAACAUCUAAUAACACUCAGGACUGUGUUAUGGACGUCUGUCCUGAGGUCACACAGUUGAGACCAGAACAAGAAGAGCUGGAGGCUUUGGGAGUCCUAACUGUGUCAUCUGAACAACACCAACAACAGAAGCAACAGCCUCAUCCCACUGCUUUCAGAGCAUUUAUUCCAAAGACAGAACCAGACUGUGUCCCCUUAAACCCACCCAGUUUUCAGAUCAAAACUGAGCCUGGCAUUUAUGAAGUGCUGCAGAGAGAGUCUGCCUUGAUUGUGAAGGAGGAAAAUGAGAGUUGGAAGGAAGUGAAGCUUGAGACAGCAGAUGAAAACUCUGUGGGUGCUUCUGGCCUGGAGAAAAACUCAGCUUCUUCCUCCCUUGUUUUUCCUUGCCCCCAUUGCUCUGUGACUUUCACUGAGUUUACAUACCUGGACAAACACCUCAAAUGGUGCCAUCAAAGUGAAUAUCUGGCAUGGGUAAAAAACCACAAAGUGUACAACUGCUCUAAAAUAUCCUCUGGGAUGCUCAGCUGCUCGAUGUGUCACUAUUGGUUCUUCUCUCAGAGGCAAUUGGAGACCCACAUGCGCAAGGCACACCUUCCCACGCCCAAACCCACCCGAAAGCGCUACACCUGCCCGCAGUGUGAUCGUAGCUUCGAUUACAUCGGUAACCUGCAAAACCACUGCCGCAGAUGCCAUGGCUUAGCCACGGUGUGUAAAGACGGACAUAUUAGCUGUGCCGCAUGUGGUAAAAGCUUUGCCGGAGUCUGGGGUCUCGGACCACAUCGCUGCCACGAGGAUGAGACGAAACUCAAAGUGGAUGUUGACGAACCCAUUUGCAUGGACCGUGGCUACUUGUGCCGAGAUUGUGGCAAGAACUGCUCUACGCUUCAGUGUCUGACGAUACACAAACGCACUCACACGGGCGAGAAGCCAUUCGUUUGCGAAGACUGCGGCCGUAGGUUUUAUGAUAUGGGGAGUCUGCGGAAGCACAGAGUCAUCCAUACGGGGAUCCGGCCUUACAAAUGCCCUGAAUGCGAAAAAGAGUUCGCCAGGAUGGCCCACCUUAGAUGCCAUCUGCGAACCCACACUGGGGAAAGGCCGUACCAGUGCCCCCAGUGCGGGAUGAGAUUCAGCCACCUAUCGACGCUUCGUAUCCACCAAGAAGUUCACUCUAAGGAAAAAGCAUUUCCGUGCCCCGACUGCGGCAAAACAUUCUCCGCUCUGAGGUACGUGAAGGUCCACCAAAGAGCGCACAACUCCGAGCGAUUACUGCAGUGCAGAGAGUGCACAAAGACAUUUUCACGGGAGGACGUGCUGAAGAAACACCUGCGCAUUCACACGGGAGAACGGCCAUACUUCUGCAACGUCUGCAGCAAGCGUUUCGUCCGUAUACAGCACCUGAAAAACCACAUGCGCACGCACACCGGCGAGAAACCGUACCGCUGUGAGCAGUGUGGCUCCAGCUACGCCCAGUCUGGCGAUUUGACCAAACACAUAAGGAGACACACGGGGGAAAAACCCUACGCCUGUUCUGACUGCGACCGCCGCUUCAACAACUCAGGCGACCUGAGCAAGCACAGGCGCAGUCACACGGGCCAUAGACCCUACAAGUGUACGGAGUGCGGGAAAAGUUUUCUUCUGCCCCAGCACCUGAAGUUACACAAACAAACACACACGGGCGAGAGGCCUUACAGCUGCCCGCGGUGCCUCCGCACCUUCACUCGUUCGCACCAUCUUUCUCAACACAUGGAAAAGCACAUUUGAGGAUAAGGGUUCUGCACCAUAAAAUGGAUUGGGUGUUUUUAAUGAAUUGGAAAGUAGUUUACUUAAAAAGUAACUGAAUCCAGAUGCAUUGUCUUCCUUUCUGGACUGUCCUUAAAGGUUUAGCAUAUAGUUAUUUUGCAUGCUUAACUCCACUGGAGACAUUAAACGAAUAGAAUUAAUGCCUUACAAUUUUUUUUUUUAGUUUGGGUAUUAAAGGAUUAGUUCACUUUCAAAUGAAAAUUAGCCCAAGCUUUACUC
Molecule: messenger RNA, 2557 nt
Organism: Megalobrama amblycephala (Wuchang bream)
Lineage: Eukaryota; Metazoa; Chordata; Actinopteri; Cypriniformes; Xenocyprididae
Product: zinc finger protein 883
Exons: 4
Coding region: 407-2299 (630 amino acids)
Biological process (GO): regulation of transcription by RNA polymerase II
Cellular component (GO): nucleus
Molecular function (GO): DNA-binding transcription activator activity, RNA polymerase II-specific; RNA polymerase II cis-regulatory region sequence-specific DNA binding
Source: RefSeq, a predicted model, not a curated record